GCACAUGCGUACCACGUCAUGGAGAAAAAGUUGUAAAAUUUGACAUUAUUUUAUCUUACUUGACAGUUUCUUCGCCUAGACAGAGAAUAAAUGGCUUGGUAAAUAUUCUAUUACCUAUCUUAAUAAGAAGAGGCCAAGAUGGCACCACCCAAUGCCAUCUAUAUUGUACAUGGGGAGAUCUCUCUCCUUGUGACAGCAAUGAGGAGAAAUUCACGCUGGAAUACACAUAGUCACCAGGAGGAAGAGCAGGACCCUUUAGUGAACAGCUUCUAUCAGCUCAGAGACGUCCUUCACACUAUAUCAGAUCUUGGAGAGUUGGAGCUGAAUGUGUAUUUGGGACCAUUUCUUGAAGUGAUUCGGUCUGAAGACACAACUGGACCAAUCACGGGUCUUGCAUUGUCUUCUGUGAACAAGUUUUUGUCAUAUGGCCUUGUGGAUCCAAGUUGCGUCACUGCUGCUAGUGCUAUUGAAAACAUUGCUGAUGCUGUGACUCAUGCAAGGUUUGUUGGAACAGAUCCUGGCAGUGAUGAAGUCGUUCUCAUGAAAAUAUUGCAUGUGUUAAGGACUCUUAUGCUAAGUACUGCUGGAGGACAGUUAACUAAUGAGUCUGUGUGUGAAAUAAUGCAGUCCUGCUUUAGAAUAUGCUUUGAGAUGAGACUCAGUGAAUUGCUAAGGAAGUCAGCUGAGCAUACAUUGAUGGAUAUGGUCCAGUUGUUGUUCUCAAGGUUGCCACAGUUCAAGGAGGAUCUUAAAUGGAUGGCCAGUAAAAAGCUUAAAAUGCGAGCUGGGGGAAUGGAUCCCUCGAGAACUGGGCGCAAGAAAAAAUCUGGUAAAACUUCCAAAACCCACAAAAAGGGGGCAGCAGUGGCUCUACAAGAGGAGUCAAGGUUGAGCACACAGACAGAGGCACAGGAGCCCAUGGAAGAGGUUGACUCUACCCAGGUUCCUGAUGCACCCGAGGUCAUACCCAGGGAUCCCACACCCCCAGAUGUUAUUCCUCAGACCCCUGGUGACCAUAAUAAUGGGAGCACUAUAGCUACCACACCUGUUGCACCAGGACGCACAAUGGUUGAUAUUCAUGAUAGUUUUAGACAAGGAGACACUGAAGACCUUGACCAGUCAUCUACAGCUGCACCUGACACAUCUACUCAAUGUGACACAUCUACUCAUCAUGUUGACACUUCUACUCAAGAUGUUGACACUUCUACACAGCCUGUUGACGCCUCCAUACAAAAAGACAAGAUUGAAGAGGAUAAUGAUGCAACAGAUGCAACCAGCAGAUUGGCUGUCCCUGAUAUUCAUGAUACUAAAAAAAUUUUGAAUGAUUCUGAUUGUCCCAUUAGUGAGCAUGAGGAUGAUGGUUCUGUACACUCGGCUACUGAGCAGUCUGAUGCAGCGUCAGUACAGGACUCCGAGUAUGUCAACCCUAGAGGCAUUCGCUUCACUGCACAUCAGCAGCAUGCAAAAGAAGGUGUUGCUGGACCUUUGGUACCAUAUGGCCUUCCCUGUGUACGAGAGCUAUUCCGAUUCCUUAUAUCAUUAACAAAUCCCCUAGACCGCCACAACACUGAUGUUAUGAUCCACAUGGGACUCAGUCUGUUGGCCGGUGCUCUGGAGUCGGGCGCAGAUAACAUCACCACCUAUAAUUCACUUCUUGUACUAGUCAAGGAUGAAAUGACCAAAAAUCUCUUUUCUCUCUUGCAGUCUGAGAGACUCUCGCUAUUUGCUGCGUCUCUCCGUGUUUGUUUCCUUCUAUUUGAAUCGAUGAGGAGUCAACUCAAGUUGCAGAUGGAGAUGUACUUGAACAAGCUGAUGGAGAUCAUAGCCUCUGAGUCAAUUCGUAUAUCUUAUGAGCAAAGAGAGUUAACAUUAGAGGCAAUGGUACAGCUGUUUAAGAUUCCUGGCCUAGUGACGGAGAUUUAUCUCAACUAUGACUGUGAUCUUUAUUGUUCCUUUCUCUUUGAAGACCUCACAAAGUUAUUGUCUAAGAAUGCAUUCCCAGUGUCUGGGUUGUUUAGUACACAUCUGUUGUGUUUAGAUGCUCUUCUCACAGUUGUGGACAGCAUAGAGCAACAUUGUCACAGUCGCAUCCUAAACACACCUUCAGGACAUGACCCUCAGAAGCCAGUUGGCGCAAUUGAUGACAGUAGUGAUGAUGUCACAAUUGAACAACCGGCAAUUGCAGUAUCAGGUUUUAUAGCCUCCCAGCAUCACAAGGCAGUAGCAGUAGAUGAAGAUGUGGACAAGAGCAAAACAGAUGAAAAGAAAACUCCAUUCAUUCGACCAAAUAGGAUGAAGAUAUCACAGAAGAUUCCCACUGAAGAAGAGUUACUAGCAAUCAAACACAAAAAGAAGCUUAUCCAAAGUGGGGCAGACCAGUUCAAUGUGAAACCUUCUAAGGGAAUCCAGUUCCUCCAGGACCAUGGUUUAUUCUCAACUCCUCUUCAGCCAAAUGAAAUUGUGCAAUUUUUAAAGGAGAACCCAACACUUGAUAAAAAACAAAUUGGGGAAUACCUGUCUCGGAAGAAUAAUGUUGAUGUUUUAAAGGCAUUUGUAAAGUCAUUUCAUUUUGAGGAUCUGCGAGUAGAUGAGUCACUCCGGCAGUACUUAGAAACAUUCCGUUUGCCUGGGGAGGCUCCUGUAAUUAGUUACCUCAUUGAACAUUUUGCUGAACAUUGGCAUCAAUCCAACCCUGGGACUCACAUUGUGGAUCCAGAUGCAGCAUUCACAUUGACCUAUGCUAUCAUUAUGCUCAAUGUGGACCAGCACAAUCAUAAUGUCAAGAAACAAAGUGUCCCUAUGACUGUCAAAGAAUUCAAGACAAAUGUGAGAAAGGUUAAUGGAGGAAAUGACUUUGAUCAAGACAUGUUAGAAGAGAUCUAUACGCAUAUCAAGAAUGACGAGAUUGUGAUGCCAGCAGAGCAGACUGGGCUAGUACGUGACAACUAUCAGUGGAAGGUGUUACUGAAGCGAGGUGCCACCAAGGAAGGUAUAUUCCUACAUGUCCCCACAGGAGCAUUCGACCACGAUCUCUUCCAUUUGAUAUGGGGCCCGACAGUAGCAGCUCUUUCAUUUGUGUUCGAUAAAAGUUUAGAUGAUACAAUUAUACAAAAAGCCAUCUCAGGCUUCAGGAAAUGUGCAAUGAUAUCAGCUCACUAUGGACUGAGUGACGUAUUUGACAAUCUGGUCAUAUCUCUAUGUAAAUUCACAACACUGCUAAGUACACCAGAGUCACCUGAACAUUUGCCAAUCACAUUUGGUACAAACCUGAAAGCCCAGCUUGCAGCCAAGACAGUGUUUGCCCUGGCACACAGACAUGGGGACAUUCUGAGAGAAGGCUGGAAGAAUAUACUGGAAUGUAUGCUACAGCUCUACAAGGCUAAACUUCUUCCUAAACUCCUGGUUGAGGUGGAGGACUUCCUUGCAGGGAGACUGUCCCUUGUGAAGGAGGACAGCUCAGCAUCACAGAGAGCUGAUAGUGGUGUCCUUAGCUCAUUCUACUCCUACUUUACUACUGACACACCCAGUAGUAGAGGCCCCAGUCCUGAGGACCAGGAGCUGAUCAAGCAAGCACACAACUGUAUAAGAGAGUGUCAUUUAGAACAACUCAUCACAGACUGCAAGUUCCUACGUAUAGAUUCCUUACAGGAACUUAUCAAAGCUUUGAUAUUUGCUGGCCAGGGAGGAGACAAUACAGAUGGUAUUGAUGAGGAUUCUGCAGUAUUCUUUCUUGAGCUUCUCAUUAGGGUGGUGCUACAGAACAGAGAUCGAUGUGCCCCAAUAUGGCAGUCCAUCCGGGACCAUGUGUACAAUCUCAUAGUGACCCCUAGUGAGCAUACAAUGCUGGUAGAGAGGGCUGUAGUGGGGCUACUACGUCUUGCCAUCAGGUUGCUACGGAGAGAAGAAAUUGCACCCCAGGUGCUGACAUCUAUACGAAUUUUACUCAUGAUGAAGCCAAAAGUCAUUCACGGAGUCUCAAGACAAAUUGCAUUUGGUUUACAUGAACUUUUACGGACUAAUGCAGCUAAUAUCCACUCAGCUCAAGAUUGGUUUACAUUAUUUUCUCUACUUGAGAUCUGUGGGGCAGGGAGCAACCCCCCUGCUAUGAUGUCUGUGGGUGGGUCUGUAAAUCCUGAGGGGGUGGUACCAGAGGCUGUCACCCCCGUAGCGCAAAGGACUCCUGAACACACAGAUAAUGGAGAGGGUGCCCAGAGUGAUAGUGAGUUGACUGUGACAUCACAGAGCAGUGGGGGAGACAGAGGCUACACUAGUGACAGCGAGCUCUAUGAGGGAAAGCAACAUAGAGGCAGCACUGAGCUGGAACUCAGGCCUAUGUUGAGAGAUGGCAGCUGGUUACUGGUGAACAAGUCUGACCUUGAGGCAAAUAACAAGCAACGAGAACAACAACAACAACAACAACAACAAACAUCUGGCAACAACUCCAACCUGUUUAGUAUUGACAUUACAACUGAUGAAAUCAAAAACCAUGAUCCCAAGUCUCUGAUGAA
Molecule: messenger RNA, 4508 nt
Organism: Owenia fusiformis
Lineage: Eukaryota; Metazoa; Annelida; Polychaeta; Sabellida; Oweniidae
Source: the annotation of a GenBank genome assembly